AGAGAGUGUCAUUGGAAAUGCUGGGGUGUCCAGCGAGGUUAUUUUUGGACCAGUGACAGCGUGUCAAUGGCUGAAGAUGCGUCGCAAAGGCAGGCUCUGAGAUACCAGCAGACCCUGCUGUACGGCGAGUACAGGGAGCAGCUGGGGAACUUCGCCCGACGGGAGGCAGCACGGUUGCUGACAGAGAGACAAUGCAAGAGGCAGGCGGGGGGGAACAGCUCGGGCCGCAGAGGGCUGGGCCGGCGGCACCACCCCCCCACAUCCCUGCAGUCACAUCCCAGCCACGUGUCCUCCACCAAGAAGCCUCGGCCAUACUCCAAAUGCCAAGAUUGUUUUGCUCGUGUGCGGCGGUACAUCGUGACGAAGAUGGGGGAGGACUGGAUCUUCCUGGUUCUGCUCGGCCUCACCAUGGCUCUGGUCAGCUGGAGUAUGGACUACACCAGCGCCAAGAGCCUGCAAGCCUAUCAGUGGGUGUACGUGGAGCUGAAGGACAACGUGCUGCUGCAGUACCUCGCCUGGGUCACGUAUCCCAUGAUCCUCAUCAUGUUCGCCUCGCUCUUCUGUCACCUGGUUUCUCCACAGGCCAUCGGUUCUGGUAUCCCCGAGCUGAAGACCAUCCUGAGAGGAGUGGUCCUGAAAGAGUAUCUGACGCUCAAAGCCUUCGUGGCUAAAGUGGUCGGGCUGACGGCCGGCCUCGGCAGCGGGAUGCCAGUCGGAAAAGAGGGUCCGUUCGUGCACAUCGCCAGUAUCUGUGCUGCAGUGCUGAGUCAGUUCAUGUCCAUCUUCUCCGGAGUGUAUGAGAACCCUUAUGGUUACACAGAUAUUCUGACUGUUGGCUGUGCCGUGGGGGUGGGAUGCUGUUUCGGCACUCCUCUCGGAGGGGUGUUGUUCAGUAUUGAGGUCACGUCUACCUACUUUGCGGUGAGGAAUUACUGGCGGGGAUAUUUUGCCGCCACAUUCAGCGCCUUCAUAUUCAGAGUGCUCUCUGUGUGGAACAAGGAUGCUGUCACCAUCACAGCUCUCUUCAAAACGAACUUCAGGAUGGAUUUCCCCUUCGACCUGCAGGAGCUGCCUGCAUUCGCAAUCAUAGGGAUCUCGUGUGGCUUCCUGGGAGCGUUCUUCGUCUACCUGAACAGACAGGUGGUCCUGUUCAUGAGGAGACCCACAGCGCUCACACGCUUCCUCACCAGACAUCGUCUGAUCUAUCCAGGUGCAGUGACGCUGAUCAUCGCCACCUUAACGUUUCCUCCUGGAUUUGGACAGUUCAUGGCUGGAGAGCUGAUGCCCAGAGAGUGCAUCAACUCCCUGUUUGAUAACUUCACCUGGACCAAAAUCACAGGAUCUGUGAAUCCUCCCGGCCUGGGUCGCUCCGCCGCGUGGCUUCAUCCUCACGUCAGCGUCUUCGUCAUCCUCAUCCUCUUCAUCAUCAUGAAGUUCUGGAUGUCAGCAGUUUCCACCACCAUGCCCAUCCCCUCCGGAGCCUUCAUGCCAGUGUUCAUAUUAGGAGCUGCUUUCGGCCGCCUCGUAGGAGAGAUCAUGGCCACGCUGUUCCCCAACGGGAUCCUGUUUGAUGGGAUCGUGUACCGCAUCCUGCCGGGAGGAUAUGCCGUCAUCGGUGCAGCAGCGAUGACGGGAGCUGUCACUCACACCGUCUCCACCGCAGUGAUCUGCUUCGAGCUGACGGGGCAGAUCUCUCACAUCCUGCCCAUGAUGGUGGCCGUCAUCCUGGCCAACAUGGUGGCUCAGGGUCUGCAGCCGUCACUCUACGACUCCAUCAUCCAGGUGAAGAAGCUGCCCUACCUGCCUGAGCUGGCCCUCGGGCACGUCAGUAAGUACAACAUCUUCGUGGAGGACAUCAUGGUGCGCAAGGUGAAGUUCCUGUCUUCUCACUCCACCUAUCGGGAGCUGAACGUCCUGCUGGACACCACGUCUCUGAAAACCAUCCCGCUGGUCGACUCUAAAGAAUCCAUGAUCCUCCUGGGCUCCAUCGAGAGGACGGAGCUCCAGGCCAUCUUGGACUGGUGGCUCUCUCCGGAGAGGCGAGUCUUUGAGAGAGGUCAGAGUUCACCGGGAUCCAAAGUCAGCUGGGAGUCGUUCAGCUUCGUGGACGAGGAGGGCGGAGAGCAGAGCGCAGACAAGACUGCUCCAGGUCAGGAGGAGCUUAACGGACCCCUACAGACUCCCAGAGCUCAGGAGCCCUCCACCAACCACUCAGACUCAGACAAGCGCAGGCUGCCAUCUGUCAGAGGAGCUCUUCAGAGGCUCUUCUCCUCCACCUCUCUGUCGGGUCAGGCUGAACCUCAGGAGACCCCCACCCCAACACUGACGGACCCCAUGUCUCCAGAGGAGAUUAAAGCGUGGGAAGAGGAGGAGCUGGAUAAACCAAUCGAUAUGGAGCAGAUCCGGAUAGACCCCUCCCCCUUUCAGCUGGUGGAGAGGACCUCGCUGCACAAGACCCACACCCUGUUCUCUCUGCUGGGGCUCAGUCACGCCUACGUCACCAGUAUUGGGAAGCUGGUGGGCGUCGUGGCACUCAAAGAGCUACAGAAGGCGAUCGAGGGCUCCACUCGCAGCGGGGUGAGGCUCCGCCCCCCUCUGGCCAGCUUCAGGGACGCCAGCAGGAAAUCCAAGAAGCACCAACUCCCCCCGUCCACCCCUUCCUCCCCCACCCGGGACAGAGACCUGUGGGGGGGGGAGGGCAGCCGGAGGGAGGAGGGGGAGCUGGUGAGGAGGGAGUCCAAGGAGGAUUUCAGAGGAAAAGCGCCGUCCUUCAGGGGAGUUCCCGGAGGGGACGGUGCCCCUUCCUCCUCCCCUGGGAGCACUAGAGGAGAUGAAGGUGUUUCACAGGAACCCUCCACCUCUUCUCCUUCCUCACCUUCAUCACCUUCACCUCCUUCCUCCCCCGUCUCCCCCACCUGCCCAGUGUUCACUCUCUCCUCGCUGCAGGAGCACAGGGAGAGCGAGGACUCGGACGAACCCAUAUAAGCUGGCUUCAGGAGAACAGACUUUUUUACCUUCCUCUCAUUUCCCUCCUCUUCCUCACCCAGAGGAUGGGGAGUCGUGCUCUCCGCAGACUCUCUGCAGGACGACAAGUGAACACAAAGCUCCUGAAAGCUAUAGGAUUUUUUUUUCUACUCUUCACACAGUCUCACUUUUUCACUCUCAGGAUCUCAGGGGCCUUCCUGCGUCUUUUGAACUGCAGACGGACGAAUGCUCAAUAUCUAAACAUAUCUUUAACAUGUUGAAUGUAUCCGUACAGCAUUUAUCAACAUGUCUGUUUAUUGGAUCAAAAAUGAACUGACAGCAAUGUAUUGUAUGAUCAUGAAAUAAUAUAUUGAUGAAGACUUAAUUAAUUAAUUUGACCUGGAGGUCAAUGAGAUAAUGCAUUUUAAAGUUUACUGAUUGAGGUUAAUUUAAAUUAUAACUUACAUGUAUCAGAUA
Messenger RNA from Trematomus bernacchii (emerald rockcod), 3441 nucleotides. RefSeq names its product chloride channel, voltage-sensitive 1b (gene clcn1b). The transcript has 23 exons. Gene Ontology annotation, molecular function: voltage-gated chloride channel activity. The record is from RefSeq and is a predicted model, not a curated record. Gene Ontology annotation, cellular component: membrane. Gene Ontology annotation, biological process: transmembrane transport; chloride transport. The coding region runs from base 67 to 2985 and encodes 972 amino acids. NCBI's taxonomy places the organism in Eukaryota, Metazoa, Chordata, Actinopteri, Perciformes, Nototheniidae.